CCCAGCUGCGAGGCCGGGAACCGGGCUGCUCUGAGCCGCUGCUGCUUUCGCGCAGUCCGUUCCUCCGCCGCAGCGUCGCGCCCUGAGCUCGGCCGACGAGGCUGCACUCGCAGCCGGGAUCCCGCCACCCGCUACCCCAGCCUUCGUCGCCGCCGCCCACAGGGCGCCCCAGGCCGCACCAUGGUGAAGGUGACGUUCAACUCGGCGCUGGCCCAGAAGGAGUCCAAGAAGGACGAGCCCAAGAGCAGUGAGGAGGCGCUCAUCAUCCCUCCGGAUGCCGUGGCUGUGGAUUGCAAGGACCCGGAGGACGUGGUCCCAGUUGGGCAGAGAAGAGCGUGGUGUUGGUGCAUGUGCUUCGGACUGGCCUUCAUGCUUGCUGGUGUCAUCCUUGGAGGCGCCUACCUGUACAAGUAUUUUGCACUUCAGCCGGAUGAUGUGUACUACUGCGGACUCAAGUACAUUAAAGAUGACGUCAUCAUGAACGAGCCUUCUGCAGAUGCCCCAGCCGCUCGCUACCAGACAGUUGAAGAGAAUAUUAAGAUCUUUGAGGAGGACGAGGUGGAAUUCAUCAGCGUGCCCGUGCCAGAGUUUGCAGACAGCGACCCUGCCAACAUCGUGCACGACUUUAACAAGAAACUCACUGCUUACCUGGACCUUAACCUGGACAAGUGCUACGUGAUCCCUCUGAACACAUCCAUCGUUAUGCCUCCCAGAAACCUGCUGGAGCUACUUAUUAACAUCAAGGCUGGAACCUACUUGCCCCAGUCAUACCUUAUUCACGAGCACAUGGUGAUUACCGACCGCAUCGAAAACGUGGAGCACCUGGGCUUCUUCAUCUACCGACUGUGUCACGACAAGGAAACCUACAAGCUGCAGCGCCGAGAAAGUAUUAGAGGUAUUCAGAAGCGCGAAGCCAGUGACUGUUUCAACAUUCGGCAUUUCGAGAACAAAUUUGUUGUGGAAACUUCAAUUUGUUCUUGAGCAGUCAAGCAAAGCGUGGGGAGACCUUUAAUGCCGCAGCAGAGCCUCCCUUGUAUUUUGUGCAGUGAUUAUUUUUUAAAAUCUUCUUUUCGUGUAAGUAGCAAACAGGGCUUCACUGUCUUUUCAUCUCAUUUAAUUCAAUUAAAACCAUUAUCUUAAAAAAAACAAACAAGCAAAACCAAACCUUUUCUUUUUUGUUAGCGUGGUGUCUUUGACAUUUGAGUUAGUGAAUGUGCGGGGUCCUAGGUAAGAUUUGCUUCUCCAUAGAGCUUACAUUCUAAGAAUAAUUUCAUUUAUCUGGAUUUUCAUGUGUUACUUCUACACUUCUAGGAGGAAGGGUUACCUAAAAAAUAGUCACUUGCAUAUGUUAAGAUGACCACAGUGACUUGACUUGUAUAUGCUACCAGCCCUGUUCCCUAGGUGUUAGCACUGGAGCCCACCCUCUGAUAUAUAUUCCUUUAAUUAAAAUGUGCAGUAUUUUUGGUGUUGCAUUUAACUACUUUAGAGGAUUAUGUCAGCCUGAUGUUUUAAUAUCCUAGCCCUCUGCUGUACUAAGAUUUUAGAGAAAUGUUUGGAAUUUAAGAACAACUCACGUUACUAAUUUGUAUAGCCCACAUCUGUGCAAUGGAAUAUAAACAUCGCAAAGCCAUGUGAUGAGACUGUGUGUUGUUAUUCCCACAAGAGAAAAACCAAAGAAGCAUUUGGUUCUCCAUAUUUUAAGGUAAUCCACGUACAUAGAGAAUGAAGCUGUUUUAUAAAACCUGGUUCUCAACAUACAGUUAAAAAGUCAGUUUUUUUUUUAAAUAAAAUAAGCCAUUAAUAACUAAAA
Messenger RNA from Microtus ochrogaster (prairie vole), 1810 nucleotides. RefSeq names its product integral membrane protein 2B (gene Itm2b). NCBI's taxonomy places the organism in Eukaryota, Metazoa, Chordata, Mammalia, Rodentia, Cricetidae. Gene Ontology annotation, biological process: negative regulation of amyloid precursor protein biosynthetic process. Gene Ontology annotation, cellular component: extracellular exosome; Golgi apparatus; plasma membrane. The record is from RefSeq and is a predicted model, not a curated record. Gene Ontology annotation, molecular function: amyloid-beta binding.